Trichoderma atroviride IMI 206040 is the source of this 354-nucleotide messenger RNA. Lineage: Eukaryota; Fungi; Ascomycota; Sordariomycetes; Hypocreales; Hypocreaceae. The record is from RefSeq and is a predicted model, not a curated record.
GAGAUUCGGGUAUUAGUACUGCAUCCUGGUGAGAAAGGUUCUCCGAUCAAAUGCAGCCUACAGCACGGUGGCCUCAGAAGCAAGAGGCCCGGUUUCGAGGCCCUUUCCUACGUGUGGGGAAACCCAGCUGUCACAAAUGACAUUACCUGCGACAACAGAAAAAGGGCUGUGGGCAAAAAUCUUUACGAUGCACUUGAGCGGCUCCGACUUCCCGACAAAGAUAGGGUGCUAUGGGUUGAUGCACUUUGUAUCAACCAGAGCGACAACAAAGAGAAGACGCAGCAAGUUCGUAUCAUGGGCGAGAUCUAUACAAGAGCACAAAGGGUACUCAUUUGGCUGGGAAAUGGUGACGAU